Molecule: messenger RNA, 3598 nt
Organism: Xiphophorus maculatus (southern platyfish)
Lineage: Eukaryota; Metazoa; Chordata; Actinopteri; Cyprinodontiformes; Poeciliidae
Gene: daglb
Product: diacylglycerol lipase beta
Exons: 15
Coding region: 693-2723 (676 amino acids)
Biological process (GO): lipid metabolic process
Source: RefSeq, a predicted model, not a curated record
CACCGAUGAUUGAAAUGCUAUUCAAACCACGCCUAGCCGGCGCACACAGCAUAGCGGGUGACAAAUGGGGCGGACCCAGUAAGUAAGGGAAGGAAAACAAAACAGAAGAUCUGCGCAUUUUAUAUGGACAUAAAUACAUUUCGUAACAUACAAAUAGCUGUAAAAAUAGCUGUAACAUGCACAUAGCUUUUGAGUAUUAUUCUGGUAUAACUAGCUAAGGAGUAAUUUUGUUAGUUUCUAGCCUUUCCCCCCCCGGAAUACCUUUAAGAUAUUUUUAGCAAGGUAGCUCUAAGGUUAGCAGCUAAAAAUGACCGCAUCUUCAUCCGUUUUAGACGGGCUGCUUUUGUUGGCUCCACCUACGUGUUGAAGCGUUGUGCUCUCCGGAGUAAAACCACACAUAUCAGUUGUCACAGUCUUGUUUUUUUUUUUUUUUGUUAGCUCUGAACUCUGGUAAGUGAGAGUUUUCAGCGUUAGCUAGCGGCUAACCCAUGUGAGGCAGAAAUGAAGUGGGGGGGAAUUUUGCAAUCGAGGAAGUCUGAUGUGACAGCAGAAGGGCGAAGAUCAGAUCAUUGCCAGAGCAGAUGAAGUCAUGCCUGACGUGCCAGCGUGUGUUGCUCAAGAGACUCGUGGUCCUGGUAUAACAGCGGUUAGCAGUUAGCAGUAGUAGUGAGGGAUUUCAGCUUGUUUACAAAAUGCCUGGAAUGGUGGCGUUCGGGAGGCGCUGGGGGAUCGCCAGCGAUGACCUCGUUUUCCCCGGCUCUUUUGAGCUGCUACUCCGUGUGCUCUGGUGGAUCGGCACCUUGAUCUUGUUCACCUAUCAUAAGGGUCACUUUGAUUGUAACGGCGGAGGGGUUCUGCAUACCUACCUGGUUGGACUCUUGGUCGUGCUGGGGCUCAUCGUCCUGUCACUGUGGGCCAUUGUCUAUGUCAGUGCCCAAGGCACUAUCACUAACCCUGGCGCACGGCGCUCCAUGCCGGCCCUGGUGUACCUGCGAGCGUUGCUCUACAUCCCAGAGUUCGUGUGGGCCUGCCUGGGAGCCGUCUGGGUGUCCGACGACAGCCGAGGCUGCGCACCAGCCACUGUGGGUGCGGUCAUCACUGCUGUUAUUACCAGCUGGGUCAUCCUGCUGUUCACGGGGCUGGGUGUGGUUUUCGUCUUCGAUCCGAUGGGCAGGCGGCGCCUGCAGCCAGGCCCCGCCGAGCCGCUGGGGGUGCGGGACAUGGAGAGCAGCGGGGGCACCCAGUUCCUGUCCACGGCUCGCUCUCUGGCCACCAAGGUGUGGGAGUGCCGACUGCGGCUGCUGUGCUGCUGCCUGCCGCAGGACGAGAGCCACCGGGCGGCUUUCUCCAGCAUCUCGCAGCUUCUCAGCGACUUCUUCUCCGACACAGACCUGGUGCCCAGUGACAUAGCAGCUGGUUUGGCUCUGCUGCACCAGGAGCAGGAUAAGAUGGAGCGCAGCAGAGACCCAGAGGACAUCGUUACCCACAGCCCCUCCUCCCCUAUCGACCAGGAUCUGCAGACGGAGCUGGAGAAAGCGGCUCACUGCAUGCAGUUCGCGGCGGCGGCUUACGGCUGGCCUCUGUACGUCUACUCCAACCCCUUCACUGCGCCCUGCAAGCUCAGCGGAGACUGCUGCAGAACCCGCGCCGCGGCGUACGACGUCGUGGGAGGCGACCACCUCGGCUGCCACUUCUCCUCCAUCCUCCAAGCCACCGGACUGCAGUACAGAGACUUUAUAUACGUUAGCUUCCACAACCAGAUCUAUGAGAUCCCGUUUUUUGUGGCGUUGGAUCACAAGAGGGAAGCGGUGCUCGUAGCGGUCAGAGGAACACUGUCGCUAAAGGAUGUCCUGACAGACCUGUCUGCUGAAUGUGAGAACCUGCCAGUCGAAGGCGUGUCUGGAGCUUGCUACGCUCACAAGGGCAUGUGCCAGGCGGCGGGCUACAUCUACAAGAAGCUCGUCAACGACGGCAUCCUGAACCAGGCCUUCUCCGUCGUCCCGGAGUAUAAACUGGUGGUCACCGGUCACAGUCUGGGGGCCGGCACAGCCGCCCUGCUGGCCAUCCUGCUGCGCACUUCCUUCCCCACCCUGCAGUGUUACUCGUUCUCACCACCAGGGGGCCUCCUGAGUAAAGCCUUAGCUGAAUACUCCAAGGACUUUGUGGUGUCUGUGGUGUUGGGGAAGGAUCUGGUUCCUAGACUGAGCAUCCCCAACAUGGAGGACCUGAAGAGACGGAUCCUGAAAAUAGUCACAAACUGCAAUAAGCCCAAAUACCGCAUCCUGCUGCAAGGGUGUUGGUACGAGCUGUUCGGAGGGGACCCGGACGAUUUCCCCACCGAGAUGGACAGCAGGAGGGAGGAGCAGCUCAGCCAGCCGCUGCUGGGGGAGGAGUCGCUGGUGAUCCGCCACUCGUCGUCCUAUCAGAGCCUGGCGUCGGACGACUCCCCCGCCCACGCGGCCGCGCACUUGCCGCUCUUCCCGCCGGGGCGCAUACUGUACAUCACGGAGGACGGGCCGUCACGGAGGUCCUGCUUCUCCCAGGUUCGGUACCGUGCCGACUGGUCCAGCGAAACAGCGUUCCGGAGCAUCUUGAUCAGCCCCAGGAUGCUGGUGGAUCACAUGCCCGACGCCGUGCUCCGAGCCCUGAACAGCCUGUGCAGCGACGGCCCCUUCUCCCUCUGCCCGUCAUCGCUAAGCAACAACCCGCACAUUUCUAUGUGAGGUGCACUAAAAUAAAUAAAUAACAAUAAAAAAAAGAAGGGGGGAAGGCUCCCUCUUCACGUCCGCGCUACAAGACGACUUUUACUCGCGUGUUUACAUCCGAUCCAGGUUCCCACUACUUCCCAACCUGCGAUCCCCGUCUACUACUUCAUAUCGUUUGGUCAAGUUCCUGUUUUAUUGAGCUUCUAAAUUGUUCAAUCAUUGGAUUUAAAUUUUGAUGGGAGAUUUGAAUCUGUGGAGCUUUGCCUGAUUUGUAAAAAAAGGAAAACCCAUAGAAACACAGAGUCAUGCACUUUUUUUUUAAUGAUUUAAUGCAAGGAUUGCUCUUUUUUUUCUCCUUUGCUUUAUUUGAAGUUGCUCCAUGAGCGACUGUAUAUCAUAUUUGAAUGUUAUGUAUACAAUGUGACAGUGUGGAGUAUUUUAACUGUAAUGUCAGUGAUUUGGGGUUUUUGUGUCGUUUGAAUGGCUCAGAUGAAGAUUGACUUGUUACCAAGGGUGACUUUGGAGCGUUCUGAUUGGAUGGUGCGGUGAAGAAAAAAAAUGAGGGUAUUCAUAUUGUUGUGUUUGUGAACUGUAGAUAGGAAUGUCCUGUGAUUUUAUUUUUUUUUUAAUGUUUUGAAACAUCAGGGUGAACAGUGCCUAUGCAUUAUAUGAAAAAAAUGAAACCCAAAAACACUAAGUAAAGUUCAGAACUGCAGUUGCUUAAAAUUCGAACAUGACUGAAAGUAAAAAGUCGAAAGAUUGUGCUUUUCUUUGUGGAAUUUACCUGCUUGCUGUGGAUGUUGCCAUUCUUUUUCCAAGAAAAAAUUUCGUACCCUCUUAGGAAUGCAUUUGAAAGCUGAAAGCAAAUAAAAAGCAUUUGUGAAGUGUACACA